Messenger RNA from Physella acuta, 2664 nucleotides. Its product is annotated as MLX-interacting protein. The record is from RefSeq and is a predicted model, not a curated record. Gene Ontology annotation, biological process: regulation of transcription by RNA polymerase II. NCBI's taxonomy places the organism in Eukaryota, Metazoa, Mollusca, Gastropoda, Physidae. Gene Ontology annotation, molecular function: DNA-binding transcription factor activity, RNA polymerase II-specific; RNA polymerase II cis-regulatory region sequence-specific DNA binding; protein dimerization activity. Gene Ontology annotation, cellular component: nucleus.
UGAAGUGGUUUGCGCAGUGCAUUGUGGGAUGUCGUAUAAAAGGGUUUGACACGCCAAAAAUUUUGUAGUUCAUGGCGGACUGUCUAUCAGGAAUUUUCUCUUACUAACGAGUACCAAACCGAGUGUGAAGGUAUGAUUGCUGUGGGUACCGAUCCCCAGGACCCCCAGCUUGCAACAACAUAUGAUAAUUUCCGAGGUACAUCGUUGGGAGAUGAGUUGCCCUCCCUUAGUUACGAUUUGGGCGACCUGAGCAUCUCUUCAACGGAAAUAGAUCAAUUCCUCCAAACGUUUAGCGAGCUCCCCGUAGCUCCUGAUGCCCAGAUGCAUGUUGAAAAUGAAAGCUCACACCUAUCCCAGCUUGCAGCGUGUGACCUCACCUCCUUCUUCUUUGAAGAUAUUCAGAGACCUCAUGAUAUUAAUGUGUCACUGCCUGUGGAGCAGCAGCAUGCUCAGACCAUAUUUGGCUAUGACUCACAUCAGAUGUACUAUCAGGAACUUACUGAAAAUGUUACGCCACCCCACUCAGGCGGCGUCACCCCACAGAACAUAUCCCGGGCUGCCUCCCCCACGUGGAGUGAGAGCAGUGGGAGCAUGAGCACGAGCAGCGUCUCUGGUCAAGCCAGCGCGGAGAAGCCAGCCGCCAAGAGCAACAAUCCCAUUCCAAGGCACAAGAGACCAUCCCAUAAGCGAGCGGAAAUUAAACGUAGGGAUAAAAUCAAGACAUGUCUGGAUGAUAUUAAAGAAUACGUCCCAUCCCUGCGAGACAAAGGAAAGCUCAGUGAAUCUACCAUAUUAACAAAAGCGGCUGAAUAUGUUCACCAUCUGAAAGACGGUUACUUGGAGCGAGGGAACAAAGCAGCUGAACUCCGGCGGCAGAUAGAAUGUCUGAGCACAGAAAUUCAUUCCUUCCAAGAAAAUCUGCCUGCCACUGGUCUAAAGGAAGAGGCUUAUGAAGCUAGUACACUUGAUGACCUCUACCAGUCUUGGAGAAUGGAGAACUGCCAGCACUCCAACAAAUUUUUUAUUUUUUCAUCUAUAACCUCCAAACUUUUUGAGACGUUCAAGGAGGUUGUAGGCUCAGCAACCAACUUCAGCUCCCUCACUGCCAAAACACAGGAAUGGCAGAACAGAUGUCUGGCAUUACCAGUGAUCAGGAAACAAAUUCUUGAUGGCAUGUUGGGACUGAGUCGCCAGAACAGUAUUGUGAUGAGCCCGGACAGGCUCCAGCUAGACUUUUGCUCACAGAACAGUUCACAUGUUGACGACACCUACUCAUGACACUUGUUCCUCACCCACUUAUCAUUGCUUCAUUCUCAUUUCCUUGUGUAUUUGUGUGACGGAGUGACUGUAUAUAAGGAGUCUGUGUACAUCUUUGGUGUCAUUCACUGGGUAAUUUAUGUGUACACUGUGUAUAGAGGGUGUAAUUAUAUAAACUAUCAGUUUAAUUUAAUUUUUCUAGUUUAUUAAAUUUUGUUAAUUUAUGGAAAUCAUCGGCCUUAUGAUGUUAUUUAGUCAUUGAGAUUUAUAGCUUAAAGAUCUAGUGUACUUACAUAAAAUAAAAAUAGCUAGAUUCUUUUUGUAGGUAAAUUUACCUCUUGUAAAGUCAAUUUUUUAACUGGUUUUUAUUGCAUCUUUUCUUAAAGCUUUGAAGAUGUUGGAGUUUUACAAAUGAGUAUACCAACAAAAUGUGUAGAUAUCAAUUCACAUAAGCUAGAAACCUGCUGAAAACUAUAUAAAUAAUAUGACGCUGUUCAUAUAUCCAAGCUUUAAUUAAUUGGAACAGAUUUUUUUUUUAUUGUGCUUCUAAUGUUAUUUUAAAUGUUUGUUAUGAUCUGCAUUAAUAUUUUGGAUUCUUUAGACUUAAAUUUAGGUUGUCAUUCUGCUAAUGUAUUUAUUUUCUGAUAAGUACAUGAGUUUUAGAAAAGAAAUAUUUAGAUUAAAUAACUUUAUUGCACUUGUUAAUUUAAACCAAAUUAAUUUUUAUGAAUCAGGUUUUCUUUUUGCUUCUGAUGUUAAAUGAAUUUUAAAAUGUAUUAUUUACAGUGCCACACUUCCUACUAAUAAUUCAUGCAUUUGAAAAUGGUGGGGAUGAAUGGUUCAUGCUUAAAAAAAUUAGGGGGGGGGGGCUCAUUUAUAUUCAUAUCUGCAUCUUUUCACUGCCUCACCAUUCCCCACCCCUCAAUAGAAUCCCAACAGUAAUUGUGAUGAUGAGUUAGGCAGCGCACCUGCCUGUAGAGUGUUUGUGUAUCCAGCCUGUGUUAAGCCCUGAAUUCCUGUAGAUAUUGAUGUAUAUUUGUAAAUAAGCUCUAGACCUCUUUUGGCCUACUCUCUCUUGUCCAUAGUCAUUAUUUUAUUUGAUAUGUUGAGCAUUUUACCAACCUAAGAAGAUGCAUUUGAAACAUUUUAUUUUACAGAGUGUUUUAUAUAUUUUACUGAAAUCUUAGCUCCAUUUGCAAUAAUGAAAUCAGUUUGAUAGUAUACAACACUGUUUAUUAAGCCACCUUAAGAAUGCAUUUUUAUUAAGAAUAUUGUUAUACUUCACAUCAGUAUAUGUGAAUGAAAUAUUUCUAUGGCACAAAUAGAAUAUGUGGCUGACAUAAAUGUUUUAUGCAGUUUUUUUUUUCUAAAUAUUAAAUGACAUGCAUUAGUCCUGAAAAGGAUUCA